Messenger RNA from Fonsecaea erecta, 1347 nucleotides. RefSeq names its product homoserine O-acetyltransferase. Bases 1 to 1347 code for a protein of 448 amino acids. The transcript has 2 exons. Gene Ontology annotation, molecular function: homoserine O-acetyltransferase activity. The record is from RefSeq and is a predicted model, not a curated record. NCBI's taxonomy places the organism in Eukaryota, Fungi, Ascomycota, Eurotiomycetes, Chaetothyriales, Herpotrichiellaceae. Gene Ontology annotation, biological process: L-homoserine metabolic process.
AUGGACGUCGUACUGAACGCUCAACCUGAACGCAACUACUACACGAAUCUGGUGCGAAACAUUAAGACUGCCAUCAUACCGACCUUCACCUUGGAAUCGGGCCAACAACUCCACCGAGUGCCUGUGGCCUACAGUGCCUUUGGCACCUUGAAUGAGGAGGGAGACAAUGUCCUUUUAAUUUGCCACGCCCUCACCGGGAGCAGCGAUGUCGAGGACUGGUGGAAGCCCUUGAUCGGUCGAGGCAAGGCGGUCGAUACGAGUCGAUUCUUUGUUAUUUGCUUCAACUCACUCGGGUCGCCGUAUGGCUCCGCAUCACCUCUCACGACCGACCCCAUGACCGGCAAGCUGUACGGGCCGACCUUCCCCGACACAACAUUCAGAGACGAUGUGAGAAUCCAGAAGAUCGUUCUCGACGCACUGGGUGUCAGACAGAUCGCCUCCGUCAUUGGCGGAUCGAUGGGUGGAAUGGUUGCCCUAGAGUGGCCUCUGUGCACGCCUCCCGGUUACGUGAAGACGGUGAUCCCUAUCUCGACCUCAGCUUAUCAGACUGCAUGGGGCAUCUCGUGGAAUACGUCACAGAUUCGAUGUAUCCAAGCCGACGCACAAUACAAGGGAGGAUACUAUGCUCCUCACCCUUCCAGCCAGCCCAUCCAAGGCCUAGGGGCUGCACGAAUGAUCGGGAUGCUCACCUAUCGAUCAUACACUUCCUUCGAAGCACGAUUUGGCCGGCGCAAGGCUGGACCCAAAAAGACCUCACAGGCCUUCUCAAGACCCAUGACUUCCAUCCCCUCUCCACCGCUCCCUGCGGUUUCAGACGACGUCCCUGAGACGGCAGCCUCAAAGACCGAGGCGCAGAGCUUCGGCCCGGCCACGAUAUACUCGGCCCAAAGCUACAUGCAGUACCAGGCGGACAAGUUCCUAAAGCGCUUCGACGCCAACUGCUAUAUCCACCUGCUGCGCAAGAUGGACUCGCACGACAUCACAAGAGAGCGGACCUCAACAGUGUCGUUCGAAGAGCACCCCAGCGUGAAAAGCGUUGCCGCCGUGCUGGCCUCAUGCACCGCACCAGCCUUGGUGGUGAGCAUCGAAUCAGACAUGCUGUUUCCAGCAGAACAGCAGACACUGCUGGCCAAUUCUCUGCCACGGGCAAAACUGAUGAAGCUGGAUUCGUCCGACGGGCACGACGGCUUUCUGCUGGAGAUGUCGGCGAUGGAACAGGCGAUCAGUGCGUUCUUGCGGAAUCAUUGUGCCGAUGUCUUCGAGGCUCCUGCUUUCGACGACAGCGAAGGCGAUAGUGAGGACGGUGUGACGAAUAGUGUGUUUGGCGAGUUGGAUUCUGGCUUUUGA